AUGGUUGUGUUUAAUACUGGUCUUACUAAUAUCAGUGGUGUAGAUUCCGAUGACGUGAGAUUAUUAAAACCCACAGCCAUUGAUCCCGAUCUUUGGCAGAAAAGAAAACGAAAUACUGUAGCAUGUAUUACGUGUCAUUCUUCUAAACAGAAAUGUGUCCCAUCAGAUUUAAAUAAUAUAUUUUGGAAACCUUGUAUCAGAUGUUUAAAAUCAAAGAGACAAUGUACUUUUGAUUUGUCAAAAAGAACACGAAAUAGAAGAACACCAAAAUCUUCAUCGCAUAGUUCCCCUUCAUCUCAAUCGAUAUCAUCAGUGAAAAGACAAAAAAUAGAUAAUGAUAUUGAUUUCAUUAAACCAGAAGAACCCAACAUUACUUAUUCAAAUAACUCACAAUAUCUGAACAAUUCUAAUAUAUCUGGAGGUAAGUUUACUGAUUCUAACAAUAUAUCCAUAGCAAGUAACAACACUGGAAAGCCUUUAAAGUUAGGACAUUUUACCCCCAGUUCUCUCCCCACACAAGCAAAUAACUUAAACCAACAGUAUUCUCCCAACGAAACCAUCCCGAAUAAUAAUAUACAGAGUUAUCAAGCAAGCUCACAAAAUCCAAAUUCUGAAGGGACUAGGAUGCUACCAGAUACCAGCACUAUCUUAUCAAGUGUAACUCCACCUGUUUCAUCUCUUUGGCCAAAUAUAACUAAGAGCAUAAGUUUAGACAACAUACAUUCUAUGGAUUCCAGAUUAUCCAAGAAUCAACAGUACAAUAAUCAUAAUACAAAUACUGCUUAUAAUAUUAAUAAUAAUUACAAGAGUAGGCUGCCAAUACCAAACUUUUAUUCGAACGGAAAUAUAUACAGUACACCUGCAAGUUGCAGCAAGCAUAAUUCAGAAUAUUACGAUAAUGAUCUGCCUUCAAUUGUCGAUAAUAGUAUCAAUACUGGAGUUAACAUAAUUCAAUCAGUAAACUCACUUCCCGAAACACAAAAUGAAAUUUCAAAAGCUUUGGUUCAUAGUGAUUUGAGCAACAUUAUGACAGACAGUAGCGCAUCUCAAUUCAAGAAGAAACUAAAGUCAUUAUUAAUAAAACAAAAAGGUAAAGUGCAUAAUCUAUACGAUGUUCUGAAUGUCCUAGCUGUUAAAUGGAGUGACACUUUAGUAAAAAGUAGUUACGCGGAUAGAGUAACAGACCCUAUUUCGCUGAAUCUGCUCACUUAUGAAGAAGCUGAUCGACGUUUAAACUUAUACAGAGAUGUUAUAGAUCGUGAUUGUAGACUACCAUUUGUUAAAAUUAGUAAAGACACUACGGUUGACAAAUUAAGAACUGAAAAACCUAUCUUUUUCACGACAAUUAUAUGUAUCGUAUCUAUCUUGAUGAAGCAGGACGAGACUACAGAAGAAACGAUUUUUAAUCUGAAUAGUUUUACGCUGCAUUUGAUCAAGAAUGAAAUUUUUCAACAUAAUAGGAAAUCAAUAGAAUUAUUAGAAUCAUUGUUGACAUUAUGUUUAUGGUAUAAUUUCCCUGAAUGGUCCAACAACACUCAUUAUCAUUUAUUCAACUACAUCAGCUGCUCCUUGACCAAAGAAUUAGGACCUACUUCAAGAAAUAGAUCAUUCGCAAUGUUCCCAGAAGAAAGCAAUCACUUUAAUAGGUUUAAAAAGGUAUCGCCUCUGGAAGCAUACGAAAAUGGUUAUAAAAUACAAAUUAUUAACUAUAUUUCUGCAACCAACAUUGCCUUAUUUCUGAGACAACGGAGUCAUAUCCAAUGGUCUUCGACCCUGGAAAAUGCAUGUGAUAAGAUUAUUAAUUACAAAAAUUCUAAUGAACCCUCUCAUAACUUUACAGAUGAUGAGAUGUGGGUAGUAUUUUUAAAAUUGAAUCAUUUGCUAGAAAAAAUACAAACGUACCUUCACGAACCUUUUGAUACGCAUGAAGAGCGCGAUGAUCCAGAAUACAGUGAAAGACAUAUCAAUAAUUUGUGCACGAGAUAUAAAAAACAGCUUGAUAUAAUAUUUGUGCAGAUUCCAGACGACAGGCAUAGAAUUUUAUCAUUCUACUUCUCUGUGGAGUCAUUUUUACAUCAGUUUAUUGUAAGAAGGUUUUUAAUAUUAAACGGUAAUUUUAAAGAAUUGCCUUCUAAUAUCACUACAUCUUUUGUUAGAUGUUGUGAGUGUUGCAUCCUAGCUUUAAAGGAAUUUUUGAAAUUAACUCCUAGAUUAGUUGCAUCUUUACCUUUAUUUCACAUGUCCAGAAUUAUUUAUACAGUAGGUAUGUUAUUGUUAAGAUGCAGAUACUCUUCUAUCGCCAUUCCAGUACUUAACAAAUAUAUUACACAAACAGAUGGUGUUGUCGACCUUGUAAACCAAGUCUCUGACUUACUAGAGAAAACUUCAAAAAUUUAUGUCUAUAAUACGUUCAUUUUGAAAUUUCAGUAUGUCAUCGCUCUUUUUGUUCAAACGUAUGCUAGCAGAGUAUUGGAAGAUAAAAAAAUACUCAAGCACAAAAAAACAAAUGGACAGAAAGCAGCAUCAAAAAAUGUUAAUAACAAAAAGCACGAUUCUAGUUCUUCAACUUUCAAACAUAAUCAUAAUCAGGAAUUAUUUACAAAUACGCAAAAUAUCCCAAACGUCAUGCAAAAUAUUCCUGCACAUACCACGUCAUCCUUCGGUAAUAACCUUGGUCUCAAGCACAAUAAAACUACUCCUUUAACAGAAACAGAAGAUUCACCAUCUACUUCUGUCGGUAACUUAACUGAAUAUUUAUCUGAUAUGGAUUCUCUUGCAUUAGGAUUUAACCAUUUAAAUGAUGAAUUUUGGUCAGAUAUAUUUAGUGGAUAUACAUAA
Tetrapisispora phaffii CBS 4417 is the source of this 2838-nucleotide messenger RNA. Its product is annotated as Zn(II)2Cys6 transcription factor domain-containing protein. The record is from RefSeq and is a predicted model, not a curated record. Gene Ontology annotation, cellular component: nucleus. Gene Ontology annotation, biological process: regulation of DNA-templated transcription. The transcript has a single exon. Gene Ontology annotation, molecular function: zinc ion binding; transcription cis-regulatory region binding; DNA-binding transcription factor activity, RNA polymerase II-specific. Lineage: Eukaryota; Fungi; Ascomycota; Saccharomycetes; Saccharomycetales; Saccharomycetaceae. Bases 1 to 2838 code for a protein of 945 amino acids.